AUGACCUCCCUCGAGGCGAAACUGGACAAGAUCCGGUCCCCGAAUCUGCAGAACCAGAAACAGGUCGCCAUAGUCCUCACAGCACUCGAAUCGACCCUCACCUCGACCUCCACCCCCUUCACCCCCACCGCCUAUCUCGCCUCCCUCCUCUCCCUCCUCCCCACAACAACCUCAAACCCCUCCCUCGCCGCACCAACAAUCUACCUCCUCGACCUCAUCACCCCGCACGUGCCCGCCCCGCUCCUGCGCUCCCGCUUCCCGCAGAUCCUAACACACCUCGUGCCAGCGCUCUCACACCCAACGGCCGACGCACCCCUCCUCCGCAGCUCCAUCGGCGUCAUCGAUGCGCUGCUCGUCGCGCAGGACUCGGCAGCAUGGGCACUACCCCAGCGCGACAUCAGCCCGCGGAGGGCACUCGCGGGACUACUAACACUCGCGAUGGACGAGCGGCCAAAAGUGAGAAAGAGGGCGCAGGAGGCCGUCGCGAACGUGCUGCGGAAUCCACCGGCUAGUCCGAGCACGGAGCAUCCCGCGGCCGACAUGUGUGCGCUUUCCGCGCUCUCCGGCAUCACCGCCCUCUCCGCCACCUCCUCCGGCCCCGAGAGCAAAAAGGGCUCAGGAGCAGUAGACCCACGGCUAAUGCACGCCCUGCAGCUCCUCCGCGCCGUCUGCAGCGCCAGCGGCUUCCCCUCCCGCCGCAUCGACGCGCUGUGCACCGCGCUGCUGUCCAUCGCCCGCAGCACAAACGAGUACCUCGUCACCGCCGCGCUCGGCGUGUUCGAGGAGUGCUUCGCGGGCCUGAGCGGCGACGAGGUGUACCACGCGAAGCUGCCGGGCGUGCUGGAGGCCAUCAUGGAGCUGCGGCCGGGGAUUGGCGACGCGGGCGUGGCGCCGGCGUGGCUGGCGGUCGUGGCGCGCGGGUGGGAGGUGUAUGCUGCUGUUGACGAGGACGCUGCGUUUGCGGGGUUGCCCGCGCUGUGGGGGGUUGUGGCGGGGUAUCUGGAGGGCGCGGCGAGGGACGUGAGGGUGUCGGCGGCGCAGUGUCUUGUGGCGCUUGCGACGACAGUGGUGCCGGACCGGGCGCUGCUGGACGUGACGAGGAGUACGGAGAAUGUGCUGGCGGGCGUGGCGGCAAAGACGACGGAGCUGCUGAGUGUGCGGUUCCAGGGCGCGUGGAAGGAGGUGUUUGAGGUGCUGGUGGCGCUGCUGGAUCGGCUGCUGUGGCGGGCGGCGCCGCUGCUGAACGAUGCGGUGAAGAUGAUUGGGGAGUUGCGUGCGAACGAGGGCUUCCAGGGGAAGAAGGAGGCCGAUGAGGUGCUUGGCCAUGCGGUGCGCGCGAUGGGGCCCGACGCGGUGCUGGCGCUGUUGCCGCUGAAUCUUGUGGCGCCGAAGCCCGGUGCGCCGGGGAGAGCGUGGAUGCUGCCCGUGCUGAGGGAGUUUGUGGGGAACACGAGGCUGGGGCAUUUCAGGGAGGUGUUUGUGCCCAUGAGUGAGGCAUUCUUUGAGCGGGUUGUGGCGCUGGAGGCGGCGGGGGGCGGCGAGAAGACGGUCGAGGGGAAGAUCUUUGAGACGCUGGUGGGCCAGGUGUGGGCGCUGUUUCCGGGCUAUUGCGAGCUGCCGGUGGACUUGUGUGAGGCAUUCGACCAGCCCUUCGCCGAACUGCUCGCAAACGUGCUCUACCAAAAGGUCGACCUGCGCGCCGACAUCUGCAAGGGGCUGCAAUCCCUCGUCGACACCAACAAGUCCAUCCUCGAGCUCGUCGCCUCCGACAGCGAAGACGACCUCGUCGCCCAGCGCCGCGUCUCGCGCGCUGAUGCCGCCCGCAACAUCGCCCACCUCGCCUCCUUCUCCUCAAACCUGCUCGCCGUGCUCUUCAACGUCUACAGCACCACGCUCCCGCAGUACCGCGGCUUCAUCCUAAAGUGCCUCAACAGCUUCCUCAGCAUCACGCCGCCCGCAGAGCUCAUGGCCACGUUCGAGAAGGUCACGACUAUGCUCGAGGGCGCGCUCGCAGAGACUCAAGCCAAAGCCCAGGCCGAGAAACCCAAAGAGAAGACCCCCGCAGGACAGGACCGAAUGCCGCCGAUGGCACACACGCUGAUGGACCUCGUCAUCGCCAUCACGCCAUACCUCCCCGCCGACAGCCACCACAGCCUCUUCCUCAUCUUCGCCGCCACCGUCAACAACAGCGCAGACCCGCAGCUGCAGAAAAAAGCCUACAAGGUCGUCCCGCGCCUCGCCGAAACCGACUCCGGCCGCACCGCACUACAGCAGAAAUCAGAAGAGCUCCAACAAUUCCUCAUCGCCGCCGCCGACAAGGCCACGCCCCCCGCGCGCCGCGACCGCCUCGCGGCACUCGCGCAGAUCGUGGAGUUCCUGCCGAGGGAGGAUAUGCACUUCAUCCCCAGCGUGCUCUCGGAGGUCGUCAUCUCCGCCAAGGAGGUCAACGAGAAGGCGCGCACCGCCGCAUUCGAUCUGCUGGUGCUUAUGGGCGAGAAGAUGCGUGCCGGCGGCACCGUGGUGAAUCGCCGCGUGGCGCACAUGCCCCCCGACGCACCGGACGUGCCGGCGACGCUCGACGAGUAUGUGACCAUGAUCUCGGCGGGGCUGGCGGGGUCGACGCCGCACAUGAUCAGCGCGUCCAUCACGGCGCUGACGCGCGUGCUGUACCAGUUCAAGGACGACAUUGGCGGCGCGCUGGUGGGCGAGAUGGUCAGCACGCUGGACCUCUUCCUGACGAGCAAGAACCGCGAGGUGGUGCGGAGCGUGCUGGGGUUCGUGAAGGUUUGUGUGAUUUCGCUGCCGCGGGAGAUGAUGGUGGAGCGGCUGGCGACGCUGGUGCCGAAUUUGAUGGUGUGGAGCCAUGAGCAUAAGGCGCACUUUAAGGCGAAGGUGAAGCAUAUUGUUGAGCGUAUGAUUAGGAGGUUUGGGUAUGAGACGGUGGAGAAGCAUGUGCCGGAGGAGGAUAAGAAGCUGGUCGUCAAUAUCAGGAAGACCCGCGAUCGCAAGAAGCGCCAUAAGGACGCUGCCGCGGCGGGCGAUAACGACGAGGAGGAGAAGCCCGUGUCGAAGAAACGCCAAUCCAAAUUCGCCUCCGAGUUCGAAGAAGCCAUCUAUGGCUCCGACAGCGACUCCGCCUCCGACAGCGACGCCGACUCCACCUCUGCCGCCGCCGCCCCGCGCACCACCAACAGCAACAAGCGCGGCAAGGCCAAAAACACAGCCUACAUCGUCGAAGACGAAGACGAGCCGCUCGACCUCCUCGACCGCAAGUCGCUCGCACACAUCUCGUCGACGCGGCCGCAGCGCACGCGCAUCGGCGACCGCAAGAAGCCGCAGCCCAAGACGAACGAGGACGGGAAACUGGUGCUGGGGCUGGAUGAUGCGCAGAAUUACGAGAAGGAGGGAGGGGGGGCGGGGGCGGAGAUGGAUGUGGAUAUGGCGGCGGCGGCGGGGGGUGCGGGUGGGGGUGGGGUGGAUGCGUAUGUGCAGGCGAUUACGGGUAAGGAUGCGCCGAAGAGGGGGCAGAGGAAUAGGGUCAAGUUUUCGAAUAAGGGGAGGGGCGAGGAGGAGGAGGAUGAUUUGGAGGAGGAGGCGGUGGCCGCGGGGUAUUCGUCGGGGGGGAAGAAGGGGAAGAAUGGUAGGAAGGGGCUGGGCGUGAAGGGUGUCAAGGAGGGGAGAGUGGCGAAGGGAGGGCAUCGCAGGAGGUAG
Morchella importuna is the source of this 3711-nucleotide messenger RNA. RefSeq lists its product as uncharacterized. The transcript has 4 exons. NCBI's taxonomy places the organism in Eukaryota, Fungi, Ascomycota, Pezizomycetes, Pezizales, Morchellaceae. The record is from RefSeq and is a predicted model, not a curated record. Bases 1 to 3711 code for a protein of 1236 amino acids.